AUGGCAGGAAAGAAGAAAGAAGUUCAACUACAGGUAGUAAUAACCAAUCAAAGUCAAUGGGAUGAAAUGUUGCUGACUAAAGGUGUAACAGUAAUAGAUGUUUAUCAGGCUUGGUGUGGGCCUUGCAAAGCUGUGGUAAAUUUAUUCAGAAAACUAAAAAAUGAGCAUGGUGAAGAUGACCUUUUGCAUUUUGCUGUGGCAGAGGCUGACAGCAUUGUGACCCUGCAGACAUUUAGAGACAAAUGUGAACCUGUUUUUCUCUUUUGUGUUGGUGGCAAAAUUAUAGCAAUGGUGCGAGGCACAAAUGCACCACUUCUCAGUAAGACAGUAAUAAAGCUAUUAGAAGAAGAGAGGAAAAUUUUAGCAGGGGAAAUAGAACGCCUUGAGGUACCAGAGAUUGUGUUUUUAGAAGAGAAAACAUCAGACGUAUAUAGUGAAGAAAGCCAACUUGAAGAAGGAGUCAUAUACACUGUUGCAGUUAUAAAACCUGAUGCCAUUGCAGAUGGAAGAGUAGAAGAAAUUAAACAAAAGAUUACAGAAGCUGGCUUUGGCAUUGCGGCAGAAGAGGAGAAGACGUUAACUGAAGAGCAAGUUAGAGAUUUCUACAGUCGCAAUAUAGAACAGCCUGAUUUUGAAGAUUUUGUUACAUUCAUGACUGGUGGACCAUCCCAUAUUCUGAUAGUUUCUAAACCAAAGGAAGUAACUGAUACUGUUCCUCAAUGGAAAGAACUAGGUAGAUCAGAUGAGUGUAUACCUGCAAAGCCUCAGCCUGAAAAGCCAAACAGCUUGCAAGAAGUUUUGGAAUCCGAGAAUAUGUUAAAUUUAUGUGAUGUGGAAGACAGUGUAGAAGAUGCUAGCAGGCAACUUGCCUUCUUUUUCCCAGAUUUUGGUAAAAAGAAGACCAGCCAAAAUGCUGAAAAAACAUUGGCCUUAAUUAGACCUUCUCUAUUAAAGGAAAGACGAAAUUCUAUUCUGAAAAGGAUUAAGGAUGAUGGCUUUACAAUAGCAAUGCAGAGAGAAAUUGUUCUGACAGAAGAACAAGCACGUCAGUUUUACAAGGAACAUGAAAAUGAAGAUUUUUUCCCAACCCUUCUAGAACACAUGACAAGUGGUCCAACCCUUGCACUUGCUUUAAUACGAGAAAAUGCUGUACAACACUGGAGAGAUUUACUAGGCCCAAAGACUCUUGAAGAGGCUAAAGAGAAAAGUCCAGCCAGUUUACGUUCAGAGUAUGCAGUAGACCGUGUACCUCUCAAUCAGCUGCAUGGCAGUGCUUCACCUGGUGAAGCUGAGAAGGAACUAGAAUUCUUCUUUCCUGUGGAACACACUUUGGCAGUUAUCAAACCCACUGCUGUUAAGGAACAUAAAGAUGACAUUAUGCAGAAGGUUACAAAUGCUGGCUUUAUUGUAUCACAGAUGAAAGAAACAAAUUUCACCCAUGAAAUGGCAACACAGUUUUAUAAGGCUCAUGAAGGAAAACCCUUUUUUGACCAGUUAGUGAAUUAUAUGUCUGAGGGUCCAUCAGUGAUAAUGAUCCUAACUAAAGAAAAUGCUGUGGAGGAGUGGAGGCAAUUAAUGGGUCCAACAGAUCCAGACGUGGCAAAAAAAUCUUCUCCUGAUUCUCUUAGAGCUCAAUUUGCACAAGAUAUUUUGCGUAAUGCAGUUCAUGGCUCAUCUAAUAAGGAACAUGCACUGAAGAGCAUUGAAUAUGUAUUUGGAGAGAUUGAUCUGAACAGUCUAAGCCACAACUGA
Emys orbicularis (European pond turtle) is the source of this 1752-nucleotide messenger RNA. RefSeq names its product NME/NM23 family member 8 (gene NME8). Lineage: Eukaryota; Metazoa; Chordata; Testudines; Emydidae. The record is from RefSeq and is a predicted model, not a curated record. The transcript is spliced from 15 exons. Bases 1 to 1752 code for a protein of 583 amino acids.